AUGACUCUGGAGUACCACGGUUCCAUUCAGUUAGUUGGUUCAUCUCAGCCUACCGUGGCGCUGGUUGGCGAUGACAUCAUGCUGCCAUGUUACUUGGACCCCUCCAUGAAUGCCUCUGACAGGACAGUGGAGUGGACAAAACAUGGGUUGGAGCCCAGAUUUGUUUAUGUGUGGCGUGAUGGUGGUGAACUGGAAAGCAAAAAGAAUCCAUCGUACAAAGGAAGAACUUCAUUAUCCAUCCACAAACUGAAGCAUGGAGACGUUUCACUGAAUCUGUUGAGAGUGAAACUUUCUGAUAGGGGAAGAUUCAGAUGCUUCGUUCCAGAUAUAAGCGAAACUUUAAUUGAGCUUGUUGUUGGUGUUGUGUCCUCACCCGUCAUCGUGAGCAUUCAGAAAGCCGAGGCUGGAGUGACAUUACAGUGUGAGUCUGCAGGCUGGUAUCCAGAGCCUGAGCUGCUGUGGUUGGACGCUGAGGGAAACCUCCUCUCUGCUGGACCUACAGAGACCCUCAGAGGUCCUGAUGACCUCUCUACUGUCAGCAGCAGAGUGACUGUGGAGAAGAGACACAGCAACAACAUCACCUGCAGAGUCCAACAGAAGAUCAUCAACCAGAGCAGAGAGACACACAUCUACAUUUCUGAUGACUUCUUCACGGCCCCGCCAGGAUCAGCAGUUUAUGUCAGCUUCCUCAUUAUCUUGGUGCUUUCCGUUCUUUGCAUUCUUGCAGUGAUCUUUAUUUGCUGGAUGCAGAAAAGAAAAGCAUCAUAUCAGCUCACUUCCUGUUCCAGAGCACAGCGUGUUUUGCUGUAUCUGUCAACUGUUUAA
Messenger RNA from Archocentrus centrarchus (flier cichlid), 825 nucleotides. RefSeq names its product butyrophilin subfamily 1 member A1-like. The transcript has 5 exons. The record is from RefSeq and is a predicted model, not a curated record. Gene Ontology annotation, molecular function: signaling receptor binding. The coding region runs from base 1 to 825 and encodes 274 amino acids. Lineage: Eukaryota; Metazoa; Chordata; Actinopteri; Cichliformes; Cichlidae. Gene Ontology annotation, biological process: T cell receptor signaling pathway; regulation of cytokine production. Gene Ontology annotation, cellular component: external side of plasma membrane.